Molecule: messenger RNA, 3174 nt
Organism: Elaeis guineensis (African oil palm)
Lineage: Eukaryota; Viridiplantae; Streptophyta; Magnoliopsida; Arecales; Arecaceae
Product: pentatricopeptide repeat-containing protein At4g15720
Biological process (GO): RNA modification
Molecular function (GO): zinc ion binding; RNA binding; protein binding
Source: RefSeq, a predicted model, not a curated record
CCACGAUUGAUUAAAAAAAAACCAAACAGGAGAUAAAAACUAAACCAAAAACCUUCCUAGAGGUCAUUAGUUGUGGCAACCUGGGGUAGUUCCCUCCAGAGCCUAAUUUUUUUUUUUAAAAAAAAAAGGGGGAACAAAUGAUGGAACUAAACCAGAACCCCCAAAUUCUAGAGCUUAUCCGAGUCGUGGCAACCAGGAGCAGUCCCGUCUAGAUCCAGGAAUCCACCUGCUUGUCGGACCGUCGUUGGCUUCUUCACGGUCGCUGGCCGCUUCGACGGGCCGCUUUCACCUUGCUGGCCGCAGUAGAAGUGAGCGGCCGUGGAGUGAGGGGGAAGCCGAGAGCGGUGACGGGAACAUGGCAAGCGAUGGAGGGAGGGCUCUCGAUGAGGAAGGGGCAUGGCCCUCACAUUGGCGCCACCACCCCGCGCCAUGAAGAAACUCCCAUCGUCUCCCUUCCCCGACUAUACUCCGUUCCUUAUUCGCCGCCUCCGAGCCUCGCUCGACCUCGCCUUCGUCGCGUCCACCCAUUCCAAGCUCCUCAAGUCGGGCGGCUCCUCCGCCACCCUCGCCGCCAACCAUCUCAUCGGUGCCUAUCUCCGCUGCCAGGCCCUCCCGAACGCGCAGAAGGUGUUGGACGAAAUGCCCGAGCCGAACGUUGUAUCCUGGACGUCCCUCAUGACUGGCUACGUCAAUGCCGGCCAGCCCGACCGCGCCGUCUCUCUCUUCCAUUUGAUGCACGACCAUCAAGUCCUUCCAAAUUCUUUCACUCUCACUACGGUCAUUGACGCCUGCUCCCGCCUUGCCGACCUUAAAUUAGGCCGACAAGUCCAUGCUCGGGUCGAGACUUUUGGCCUGCAGCCUGAUCUUGUAGUCUCGACUGCUCUCAUUAACAUGUAUGGAAAAUCCAACAGCAUCACCGAUGCCCGCAAAGUCUUCAAUGGCAUGAUCGAUAAGAAUGUCAUUUCUUGGGGCUCGAUGAUCUCAGCUUACACUCAGAAUGCUUGUGGCUAUGAGGCGAUUGCUCUCUUUGCUGAAUUCCUCCAGGAAGGCUUAUCGUUGAACUUAGCUCCCAACCACUUCAUGUUCUCGAGCGUCAUCAAUGCUUGUGCCAGCCUAGGUAGGCUAGGCAUGGGAAGAUCGACGCAUGCAGCUGUAAUCCGACAUUGCUAUGAUGGAAAUGAUGUGAUUGCAGGUGCGCUGAUUGACAUGUAUGGGAAGUGUGGAUGCAUUGAUUCAUCGAGAAAGGUGUUUCAUGGUAUUGCAUGCCCUUCAUUGUUUCCAUUCACCUCCAUGAUUGUGACUGCAGCAAAGUAUGGGCUUGGGGAAUACUCACUAGACUUGUUCAAUGAGAUGGUCCGACAAGGGGUAAUGCCCAAUAGCAUCACUCUCCUCGGCGUUCUCCAUGCUUGUAGCCACUCUGGCCUCGUAGACACGGGACUUCGGUACCUGAAUUCGAUGAGCAGUUGUUAUAAUAUAACACCGAGUGUGAAGCACUAUACCUGCGCUGUUGACAUGCUCGGUCGUGCAGGCCGUCUUGAUCAGGCCUAUGAGAUGUUGAAAGAAGUUCAAGCGGAGGGUGAUGAGACAUUGAUGUUGUGGAGCACAUUGCUCUCAGCGAGCAGGACCCAUGGGAGGUUAGACCUCGCAGUUGAGGCCAGCAAGAGGUUGGCAGGGUUCGACCGGGAUGUCGCAGGUGCCUAUGUUGCAAUGUCAAAUGCUUAUGUUUCAGUUGGGCAGUGGGAAAGUGCAGGGAAGGUUUGGAACGAGAUGAGGCGGCGAGGGAUUCGCAAGGAACCUGGGUGCAGUUGGGUGGAGAUAAAGGAUACUGCUUAUGUGUUCUAUGCCGGGAAAGCCUCAGCAGCAGGUGAGAGGGAAUGGGAGGUGAUGGAGAUAUUGAGGGAGUUGGAGGAGAGGAUGAGAGAGAGGGGGUAUGUUGGUGGAGAUAAUGGAUGGGUGUCUAAUGAAAUGGUCGAAGUGGAGGGAAAGAGAUUGAUGGUCAGAGUGCACAGUGAAAUGCUUGCUCUGGGUUUUGGGCUGAUAGCUGCUCCCCCAGGAGUAACCAUCAGGGUGAUGAAGAACUUGAGGAUGUGUAAGGACUGUCACGAGGCAUUCAAGCUGAUCAGCGACAUUGUUGGGAGGGAGUUCGUGGUGAGGGACUUGAAUAGGUUUCACCACUUCAGGCAUGGGUUUUGUACUUGCAGGGAUUAUUGGUGACUGCUAUGCUCGCGUCCUUUUAUCAUACAGAAGCAAUACAUACUAUGAAAUCAUUCACAAGCAACUCUACAUACGUUCUGGGCAUCAUGCUUUUCUCUGAAUUUUUCUUGCAAUCUGAGAUCUCUUUUGCUGAAUGACAUGAGCGAGGGUUUUUUCUUUUUCGCUCUCAAUCAAUUAGACUUGGUUAUUGCCAAGCCAGGAAAAAGGGGUCGUAGUUUUACACAGGAAAAAAUAGAGAAUGAGGAUUAGUUGGCCCCAAAAAUGAUUAGUGGGCCAAGAUGGUUGGGACAGGGCCAAAUGGUUAUGGUUUUCCUCCACAUAAUGUCUAAGAACUCGAUUAACUAUGGAGCAGGAUAGAGCAUGAUAUGUCCAGUGUGCCAUUGAAUAUUGUGAUAUCUGUUUUUGAUGAAUUUCAACCAAAGAAGCUAUGAAUAAAAAAAAGUCGAUUCAUCUAGAAGAAAAGUAGCAGGUUGAUGAUUCCUGGACAGCGGGAUUAAUGGCGAGCCUAGCAAGCAGGAUCCUACUUUGAACUCCUGAAGGCAGAGUGCUGGAAACUGGCCACCUACUGCAAAAGCACUAGAAGCUCUUGCUUGUGGAUUCCUUGGCACAAAGUGCCAGGGAGGGCUACAAAGGCCACAGCAUCAAGUACUUCGACAUCCAGAUGGUCACACCAAGCACAAAAAUCUGUUGGAGCUCCUAGUUCUUCUUCUUCCAAUCUUGAUAGUAUUAGCCCCAAAUUAUAGACUCUAAUGUUGGUAAAAAUGAAGAGUAUAACAUUCACAAAAUCUACAUAAGCAUUUGAAUAGGACUCUUAUUCAUCCUGAGAGGAAAGUGACUCAGGAGUUGGCAUGUGUUGAGUCUAUAAAUGCUGAGGUUGGAGGGAGGGGAUGGUCGUUAGAAUGAUUCCACUGCUUAUAUCAUGGAAAACUUCUUUGAUUUAUACUUUGAUAUUGCACACAA